AUGGAAAAUAGAAUAGGAAACUCUCAUGGAGCGGAAAUUCCUAAGAAAUCAAGAUCUCUGGAUCUUAAGAGUUUGUAUAAAUCUGGUGAUUCAAAAGAGUCUUCUAAGAAUAGGAGUUUGAAGAGGAAAGAAAGGUCACAAGAGGGUGAUGGUGAGAAGAGGAGUAACAAUAAUUCCAAGAGAAAGAAGAGUAGGAAAUCUCUUCCUCUCAGUAGUUUUAGAACCGUCGUCCAUGAUAGCAAUAGUAGCAAGAGUUUAACUGAAGUGUAUAAUGGUGGGCUCAGUUCAAGGUUGCAUGAUCCGGGAAGUUUGAAUAAGUUGGGCUUCAGUCAGAAAUCUAAGAAUGGUAGCAGUGUUGAUGAUGUUUCAGUUAGUUUCGAUAGAAUGUUGGCAGGGCGAUCUACUAGUAAAGAAGUUGUUAAUGAGGAAGUGAAGUUAGCUAGCGAAGACUCUGGCACCCAGAAUAUGUCUUUGAAGGUUAAACAGGAGAAGAUUAUUGAUGAUUUUAAGGAGAACCGGAGCAGUGAGUCAAGUUCAAUUCAGCAUUUGAAGGAAGAAGAUGGUAUUGCUGGUUACUCAGCUGUAAAUGACGACGAGUCUUUGCAAAAAAAAUCACGGAGGAUGCCUAGGAAGAGGAAGGAUUCAGUAAAGGGUGAUAAAAGUGUUGCUAACAAGGUUGAGAGUUCAGUCAAGGCUUGUGAUGCCUUUCAAGAAGAUGAAGAGAAUCUUGAAGAAAAUGCAGCAAGGAUGUUAUCAUCACGGUUUAACCCAAAUUGUACUGGUUUUUCUUCAAACAGCAAAGUUUCUGUGUCACCAUCUGAUAAUGGAUUAUCUUUUCUUGCAUCUUCUGGUCAGAAUGCUAGGCCAAGGUCUAAAAAUUUGUCUGGUUCUGAAUCUGCUUCUGCCGAUGCUUCUGGUAGGAUAUUGAGACCACGGCAAAGUCAUAAAAAGAAAUCCAACUCAAGGAGAAGGCGCCAUUUUUAUGAAAUUUUCUCUGGAGACUUGGAUGCACACUGGGUGUUAAAUCGAAGGAUCAAGGUGUUCUGGCCUUUGGACAAGAAUUGGUAUUAUGGCCUUGUCUACGACUAUGACAAAGAGAGAAAUCUUCAUCAUGUAAAAUAUGACGACCGUGAUGAGGAAUGGAUAGAUUUACGGAAUGAGAGAUUCAAGCUCCUGCUUUUUCCCAGUGAACUUCCCUACAAAUCUCAACGGAAAAGAUCUUGGCGAGAUAGAGGUUCUGAUGAUAAAAUCAAGAAUGUGAAGCUCAACAAAGAGAAGGGUAAGAAAAAUUUCAUGACAGAAGAUGAGAUUGCUAAUGGGAACUAUAUGGAUUCUGAGCCCAUCAUCUCCUGGUUGGCUCGCUCCAGUCAUCGUGUCAAAUCCUGCACUUUGCGUUCGGUGAAGAGACAGAGAAAAUCUGUUUCAUCUCUUAGUUCUCCUACUCAACCAUUUUUGUGUAAUGAUGCUAUAGAUGAAAAUGGUUGUCCUUAUGGAGGUUCAUUGAAGGGAAGUAAAAUUAAAUUGUUCAACACCACUGCAUUAUCGGACAGAAUGGUUGAUAGCAGAAGGGUUGAGGGUUCUUCCUUGGAUAGCACUAGUUACCCUAACAAAAAACAUCCUAUUGUAUAUUUUAGAAGGCGUUUUCGCAAGAUGGAUAAAGUGUUGUGUCAGGCUUCUAAAAGCAAUUGUAUUGGCAGUAAUGUGUCUGAAGCUAUUGAAGCUAUUGAAGCUAUCACAUCUCUUGGCUGUGUUGAUGAAUUUCAGUAUUUGGGUGUACUUGAUGCUUGCACGGGAUGGUUGGAUCCUGAACGAGAUUUGUUGCUUAGUGAUAAAUGUAGGGCAGUUACAAUUGAAUAUUUCAUUGAUACAUUCAAAGCAAUUCAGUGUGGAAUGGUGAUGACUGUCUGGCCAAUGGUUCACAUGGAGAUCCUUUUUGUUGAUAAUGAAGUUGGAUUAAGGUUUUUCUUGUUUGAAGGUUCCUUGAAAAAGGCUAUAGCUUUUGUUUUCCAGGUCCUUAUGGUAUUUUAUCGACCUACUGAGCAGGGGAAGUGUCCUGAUCUGCAGUUGCCUAUAACUUCAAUCAGGUUCAACUUUUCUUGCUCUCAAGAUCUUAGGCGGCAAUUUGUCUUUGCUUUUUACAACUUCCAUGAAGUGAAGCAUUCAAAAUGGAUGUUACUGGACUAUAAGCUGAAAAGACAUUGUCUACUUAAUAGGCAACUACCUGUGUCCGAGUGCACUUGUGAUAACAUUAAGGCUCUUCAGAAUGGAACUAAUCAGCUACUUGGUUCUCCUGCUUGCAAAGACUCCUCAACAGUUGAGGGUUUAAGGAGGAGAAAGUAUAGGCCAGGUAUCAGCCAUAUGGGUGUCUCCAAAGAAUCUAGUUUUCUGGGAGUUGGCCAGUUUUCUUGCAAUUCUGAGAAGCAUAGAAAUCUUCCUCAGUUUGCCUUUCCUUUUGGUGCUGCCCUACUUUCUUUCUUAGUUUGCAUCUUAAGCUACUUAUGGAACGUAGUCUUUCUUGCAUCAGCUUUCGCGAUCAUGACUCCAUUGAGCACCAGGAAGCUCUGGGAAUUUGUUGUUGGAUGA
Molecule: messenger RNA, 2583 nt
Organism: Hibiscus syriacus
Lineage: Eukaryota; Viridiplantae; Streptophyta; Magnoliopsida; Malvales; Malvaceae
Exons: 4
Coding region: 1-2583 (860 amino acids)
Source: RefSeq, a predicted model, not a curated record